Molecule: messenger RNA, 2943 nt
Organism: Chanos chanos (milkfish)
Lineage: Eukaryota; Metazoa; Chordata; Actinopteri; Gonorynchiformes; Chanidae
Gene: cnksr2b
Product: connector enhancer of kinase suppressor of Ras 2b
Exons: 22
Coding region: 1-2943 (980 amino acids)
Biological process (GO): regulation of signal transduction
Cellular component (GO): cytoplasm; membrane
Molecular function (GO): protein binding
Source: RefSeq, a predicted model, not a curated record
AUGGCUUUGGUCAUGGAACCUGUAAGCAAGUGGACAACUAUUCAAGUGGUAGACUGGAUGAAAGGUUUGGAUGACUGUCUGCAACAGUACAUUAAGACAUUUGAGCAGGAGCAGGUAAGCGGAGAACAGCUGCUCAGGAUCACCCACCAGGAGCUGGAAGACCUGGGAGUGUCCCGCAUUGGCCACCAAGAGCUCAUACUGGAAGCUGUGGAUUUGCUCUGUGCACUAAACUAUGGUCUGGAGACUGAGAACUUGAAGACUCUUUCUCACAAGCUAAAUGCAUCAGCCAAGAACCUGCAGAACUUCAUAACAGGCCGUCGGCGAGGAGGGCACUAUGACGGUAGAGCCACGCGCAAGCUGCCCAAUGAUUUCCUUACAUCUGUGGUGGACCUCAUCGCUGCUGCCAAGAGCCUGCUUGCCUGGCUUGAUAGGUCUCCAUUUGCAGCGGUGGCUGACUACGCCAUGACCAGAAAUAACAUCAUACAGUUAUGUCUGGAACUAACAACUAUAGUGCAACAGGAUUGCACUGUAUUUGAGACAGAGAACAAAAUUCUACAUGUGUGUAAGACUUUGUCAGAGGUGUGUGACCACAUUAUUUCCCUGUCCUCUGACCCCAUGGUUUCACAGGCUGCCCAUUUGGAGGUAGUUCAACUGGACAAUGUUAAGUCCACAGAAGGACUGGGCAUGUACAUUAAGUCAACCUAUGACGGGCUACAUGUAAUCACUGGCACCACAGAGGGGUCUUUGGCAGACCGCUGUAAGAAAAUCCAUGCUGGAGAUGAGGUUAUUCAGGUCAAUCAUCAGACAGUUGUGGGCUGGCAAUUGAAGAACUUGGUGAACUCCUUGCGUGGAAACCCCAACUGUGUCUCUCUCACACUGAAGAAAAGACCCCAGAGUAUGCUCACUUCAGCCCCUGCUCUACUGAAGAACAUGAGGUGGAAACCUUUAGCACUUCAGCCGAUCAUCCCCCCGAGCCCCAGCAGCAGUGCGGCCACCCCAUCCAGUACCCUCAGCACCCCAUCCAGGAGAGGCAGCUGUGCCCUGCAGGACCUUUACAUACCACCCCCACCAGAGGAACCGUACACCCCCAGAGAUGAGCGGGGAAUCUUGUCUGGCGACAUUCUUUCUCAGCACGGCACAUCCAGCGCUAAGGGCUCAGAGUCUCCUAACUCUUUCCUGGAUCAGGAGUGUCGACGACAGUUCCUCCCUCUCGGGGAGGACGCGGUUCUCUAUAGCUAUGACUUUGAGCAGGACCAGGGCCAAGCGCCCAUACGGAGGGACAGUAUCCCCACUUACGGCCGACUGAGGCCCGUUUCUAUGCCCGUGGACUGUAACUGGGUGGGAGACUUUGAAGACCCAGCCAAGCUGAAGAAACAGAUCCGGAGAGAGAAUUCCCGAUUGCGGCACGUGGGCGAGGAGAAAGCGAGGCCCGAGGGAUACCUGACAGGACGAAGCAUGAGUAGGCGGAUCCGUAGGAAGAGCGAGAGGGUCGGUGGUCCAACCGAAUAUGCCUUAGCGCCCUCCCUGCAGAUGGAGAUGCUACGACGAGCUUCUAUAGCCGCACCCACAUCAGACACUGCAUCCUUCUAUCGUACAUUUGACCAAUCCUCACUGCUUUCAAAAUCUGAGAGAAAUUUGAGAGCUGGCUCCCUGUCCUCCAUCAGUAAGCGUAGGAUCCCCUGUAAAGACUUAGGUCAGGGCGACUGUGAGGGCUGGCUAUGGAAGAAAAAGGAUGCAAAGAGCUACUUUUCUCAGAAGUGGAAGAAGUACUGGUUUGUGUUGAAGAACGCCUGCCUUUACUGGUAUAAGAAUGAAGAGGAUAUAAAGGCUGAGGGUUAUGUUAGCCUUCCUGAAUUCAAAAUUGAUCAAGCCAGUGAGUGCCGCAGGAAGUUUGCUUUCAAGGCGUGCCAUCCCAAGAUCAAAAAUUUCUACUUUGCUGCAGAUAAUGUGGAUGACAUGAACAGGUGGCUUAAUAGACUGAACAUGGCAGCGCUGGCGGUGGUGGCUCAUGCAGAUCAGGAGCGAAUCCGGCAGGAUCACGAUUAUUGGAGUGAGAGUGACCAAGACGAUUUUGAUCUCAUGUCUUCACUGCCUUCAAUAACAAAACAGGACAGUCCUCCACCGCCUUAUGACAACUACCCUCGCUCUGCCUCAAUAAGCCCUUAUUUAGACCCCAGACACAAUGGUCAGUCUUCCUCAGAGCCUUCCCAGCCCCACUUCCCGAGCGAGGACUUCCUCUCCCUGCCACAGGAGGGCAAUGUGAGCAGCGGCAGCUCCCUGACCCGCAAAUCGGUCAGCCAGCGCGGUUCGUGGCAGGACCUGAUCGAGGCGCCCCUGUCCAGCUCUGGAUUACAUUAUCUGCAGACUAUACCACUGGAGGAUUCUGUGUUCUAUGAUCCCCCGGUGAUGCCUUCAACAGAACUUCAGCGUCAGUCCACGCUGAAUUCCCAACGUAAUCUUCUGCUGGAACACUAUGGAGGUCCCCUGCCACCUCCACCAGUCUCACCCAUCCAACCCUCCACUGACGGAGUAAGAGGUGGUGGAGGAGCUGGAGGUGAAGGGAAACAUCGAAGCUUCACCUUGCCUCGUGACAGUGGUCUUCACAGUAUCCUGGCAACUGCUGGCUGCGUGAGUGACGAACGGGACGCACAGCAUCAGCAACCACGUCAAACACACACAAGAGAUACGGGGCUGCAGAGGGAGCACCGGCAGCAGGCAGAUUCGUUGGGGGAUUUGUACAGAGCUUUAGAGAGAGCCAGUCUGUCUCCAAUAAACGAGCACAGGAUCCCCUCCACGCGUCUAGAGUAUAAACGCUCUUUCGUCCGUCGCUGCAACGAUCCAUUACUCAUGGAGAAACUGCAACGUCUGCGUCUUCUCCAGAACACAUUCAAGGAUGUUCCACUGAAGGAGGCAGAGUCAAAGAUCAUCCACCGUGAUGUUUAG